CAUGUUUGUUCUCAUAUGACCUCACUGCAGAAAAAAAAUUAUAAAAACAAUCAGUGAAUUUUAUUUCUCUCAUUUUCCCCUCGUCUUCUCCCCCCUUACCUCCUCCUCCUCCUCCUCUCAGACAUGGCAGGAGGAGUGUGUUUCCUGUGUGACCGUCCUCCUCGUGUCUCCACCUCCUUCCUCAGUCGCCUCCAGCAGGCCGUCAUCGUCCCACGUCGCAGCCUGCUGGAGCUGCAGCCAUUCAGCCAGCCGUCAGACUCAGAGCGGAGCCUCCAGAGAGGUCAGAGCUUCAACAGCAGCAUCGGCCGAUACACUGCAGCCAUCUCUGGAUUCUACCAGCUGACCGCCAGCCUGCUGAUCGAGUCAGGAGACAGACUCCAGGUGAGACUCAGAGACAGUGUGAGAGCAGCCAUCUGCAUCGAAUCACUCUGCCAGAGCAACCUCUCUGUAGAGUCAGUGAUGGGCGUGGCAGCUGCUGGAGGAACAUUCAGUAUCUUACUGACAGGAACGCUCUAUCUACAGGCUGGAGAGUACGUGUCAGUGUUUGUGGAUAACGCCACCGGCUCGUCCAUCAGCGUCCUGCAGGACUCUCUGUUCUCUGGGAUCCUGCUGGGAGUCUGAACACAGACACUUUGUGACAUCAGCAUGGCGUCCUACGGCGAGGACAGAGGUGUGACAUCAUCCUCACAGAGCUACACCGGAGCGCCAUCACCUGAUCUCCACAGUUUUAACCACACAGUGGCGCUGUUGUUCCUGAGGGAUCCUCUGAAACCUCGACUUGCUGUGAAUGAGUUUUUCAUUCACUUUAAUGCGGAUAUUUUUCCUGCAGCUCCGCCUGGUGGACAUUAGAGGAACUGCAGCCAGGGCGGCUCGUCGUUACUCCACUGAUCUUUGGAUGGCUGAUGAUACGUUCAUAUUUUACACGUUAUUAAAUCUUUAUAUUUAAGCAGUUUCAUGCUAACGCAUUGCCAGUAUUCUGAUUUUCUACCAGUUUUCUUUUUGUCAUCAGAGACCUGAGAACAGCAUCAGUCUGAACAGAUCGUCUGUCUCCAUCUUACUUUGAUAUUAAUAUUUAUUCUCUGGAUGUGAUAAACAAGUUGUGAAUAAUUGAGAUAAUAAAACUGUUCUACUCGCUGUCA
Epinephelus fuscoguttatus (brown-marbled grouper) is the source of this 1139-nucleotide messenger RNA. Its product is annotated as erythroferrone. NCBI's taxonomy places the organism in Eukaryota, Metazoa, Chordata, Actinopteri, Perciformes, Serranidae. The record is from RefSeq and is a predicted model, not a curated record. Gene Ontology annotation, molecular function: hormone activity. The transcript is spliced from 5 exons. The coding region runs from base 124 to 621 and encodes 165 amino acids.